This is a messenger RNA of Diaporthe amygdali, 1908 nucleotides long. RefSeq lists its product as uncharacterized. The coding region runs from base 1 to 1908 and encodes 635 amino acids. The transcript has 6 exons. The record is from RefSeq and is a predicted model, not a curated record. Lineage: Eukaryota; Fungi; Ascomycota; Sordariomycetes; Diaporthales; Diaporthaceae.
AUGAGCCCCUCGCCUCCGGUCCAAGUUCUCGAAACUCGUCGCGAUACAACGCCUUUUGAUGAGGUGGCUCUGCAAGGACUGCGGAGAGACUUAUUCGAAGCAGGCAUUCAGCAGCGCGGUUCGGACACUCAACUGUACAGGACCAAUGGGUCUCUUGAUUUGAUGUGGACUGAUGCAACUUUCUUCAGCUAUGAGUCGCUGUCUAUAUCAUGUGUGAGCUGCUACGUCAAGGGUACAGCUUACGCAAGUCUUUUAGUCGACGGCGACUUCAACUUCACCCAGGCUUUGACAGAGUUUCACGACCAAUUCUGGCCUGAGGUCAAGAACAUAAGCGUCGAGGUCUGGGACCAGUUCAAGAAUUGGUCGCAGUCCGUUACCGAUAAUGUUACCGAUACGGUAGGGGACAAUGUUGUCUCGUUCUUCCAAACCGGUGACUUAGAUGAGCUUGACAUUGAUUGGAGUGCUUACUCCUUCCCGACCCUCGAUGUGGAUUUCGACAUGAAUCUGACCAACAUCCCGGAGACGACUCUCAGCCUGGAAUUUGAUGACCUCGAGCUUUAUAUGGAGCUCGAGGCUUCUCUGGAUGCAGGGCAGACGUAUAGGGUCAAUCUGUAUCCCCCGGAAUGGUACCAGCCAGCCGGAAUAAAGAUCGGGAACCAACUGGUCGGUGUUGUCAUCACGCUUGAGUUGCUCUUGACAUUGAGCACCGAGGUGAGCAUCAGCACAGGUAUGCAUGUCAAGUUCGACGACGGCCUGGCAAUGGAAAUUGCCAUGUUCGGCAGUGAUGUCUCAAGCAUUAAGCUCACGGACGGGUCAUUUGAGUUCCUUCCGGUGACCGUGGGCACAAGCGGCGUCGUGUUUGACGCAACCCUUCGGCUGGGAGUCACCGCCGGCCUGAACAUGUCCCAAGAUCUAGGGAACGAUCUCAUCAAGCUUGCCGCUGGUGCUUCAGCCACGGUAUACACAGACCUUGCCCGUUUCACCACGAACAUUACCACGCCAGAGUCUCUAGAGCUGGCAGCAAGGGAUGACGACUGUCUCAUGCCCGUGAUCGAGUCCUACGAGUUCGGUCUCGGCGCGCAGGCGGGAGCUUUUGUCCAGUUCAAAGAUGAGAAAUGGGGUCCGACGCCCAACACAAGCGUCCAGAUCUACUAUACCACGCUCUACUCCGCUUGCGCCAUCGAUCCAGCCUCUGCGACAGCAGAAAUUGAUGCGAGACAAACGGCACCAGUUAUUCUUGCUGAACGUGCUGACCUAACCGCAACUGAAGUUACCAGCAUCGUCACAAUCACAAAUGUUGUCUGCCAAUCUGCAGGGCUGAGAAACUGCCCCGCCUCACUACAGACCACUGUCCAGGUGACCACUACUUCGACCGCGAUCGUUUCAGUAGCGGAGGGUGAGUCGCCGGUCUUCCCUGCAACGGCGACGACCGGCAAUAUCGCCGCCGCUGCGGCCUUCGGUGAUGCCGUCCAGAAGCUGAAGGGCUCCAGCGGCAGUCCUGUCUCCUACGUGCCACCUGUUGCAACAGAUGGCUCAGGAAUCGGUGGCGGGGUCUCGGGAGUGAUUGGUGACGCCAAAGAUGAGUACAACGGCAUGUCCGAGGAGGCCAAGAGGCUCGUCAUCGGGCUCUCUGCUGGUCUCGGAGGGGCGUUCCUUGUCUGUGUGGCUGCAGGCAUUUGGAUAUGCUGCAAAAGACGUGCCAGGAAGCAGAAUGCAAGAGCACGAUCGGACAUUAGGGAGGUCCACGGCGUGGAUGCUUCACAGCCUUUUCUUGGCGCUGAACCAGAGACAAGGUGGAAGCAAGCUCAGAGUCGUGUCAGCAUCUCCACUGCUGACCCCAUGACAACACCUCGCGAGGAGCGUGGGGCUUACGACGAUGUCUCUGGCGCUCAUCGCCCAGGCCUCUGA